AUGUUUCACCUAACAGCAGCAGCAGAUGGACAAGGCCUGACCUUGACAGUCAGAGUUGGUGAUGAAGUCACUUUGUCUUGUGGAAAUGUGAAAUAUACCUGGAAUUACUGUGAAAGCAUCACCUGGAUAUUCAGUUAUAACAGCCAAACAGUAGGACUGUUUGAAACUGGACAGAUUCACAAAGAUGCAGCAGCUAAAUCAGACAGACUGAGUGUUACAGCAGACUGUUCUCUGGUUAUAAAGAAGGUCUCAGUGGAGGAUGUUGGUAUUUACACCUGCAGACAGUUUAUAAAUGGACAACCAGGACCAGACUAUUUCAUUUAUCUGUCUGUUGUUAACAUGGUUAAACAAAACCAGAAAGAUAAAAUCCUCUUAAUCUGCUCUGUGAUGGAAUAUGGUCGCUGUAGACACACAGUGGAGUGGCUGAAGGAGGGAACAGAGGAAAAGUUUUCAGACCAGGAGAAAUCAGGACAGUCCUGCUCUGCUACUGUGACGUUUCCAGCAUCUGUCCAUAACUCAGAGUCAAACCUUCCUCCAUUCCUAAAGUGUAAAGUGACACAUAGUUACACUAAUGAAGUGCAGAUGUUUGACUUCAGGCUUCGUUCCUCUGGUGGGAGAACAGAUUCAACAUCAACAACAACAAAACAGGCCACAAUAAAAACAAUCACCACCACACAACCACCUACAACUAAAUCAACAAGAAGGUCACCAACAAAGACAAUAACAACAGCCACAACAACACAACCAGCAUCAACUACAUCAACAACAACAACAGCAGAACCAUCAAUGGCCUUUGAUGAAGGGAAGCUGACAGGAAGAGGGGAUGAGAGAGAGGGGGACGACAUGCAGCAAAGGCAACAGAUUCCAAACGCCACACCUGGAAUCAACUGCAGACCUUUUAACUGCUUAAUCAAUGACAGGUACGACAAAAUCAAUGAUGAAAACAACAACUACUACUAUGACUACCAGACCUACUUCAACAACUACAACAAGAAUGACACCAGCGGAGCCUAA
Fundulus heteroclitus (mummichog) is the source of this 1014-nucleotide messenger RNA. RefSeq lists its product as uncharacterized. The record is from RefSeq and is a predicted model, not a curated record. Gene Ontology annotation, biological process: positive regulation of ERK1 and ERK2 cascade; T cell activation; interleukin-15-mediated signaling pathway. Lineage: Eukaryota; Metazoa; Chordata; Actinopteri; Cyprinodontiformes; Fundulidae. Gene Ontology annotation, cellular component: membrane raft; external side of plasma membrane. The transcript is spliced from 7 exons. The coding region runs from base 1 to 1014 and encodes 337 amino acids. Gene Ontology annotation, molecular function: protein tyrosine kinase binding; MHC class II protein binding.